AGCAGAUAGCACACUAAGAAGAUAAGGAAUGAUGAGAAGACUAAUGAACUGCUUUACUAUAACGAUUUAUAUACUGGUGAAUAUUCUGGUUAACUACAAAUGCAGUGCCAUCGUAUGCUACGAGUGCGACUACUGCCCACAAGUUGAUACUUCCACACCUACUAAGAGUGGCUGCAGCGCAUGCUUGACUGCUGGAGUAAACCAUGAAGUUUCUAGAUUAUGCUUAGACAGAUGGCAGGGGAGGCCUGAUAACUUUCCAACAAUAAAUUAUGAAAAAUGUUUCGGAAAUCUGUGUAACAGGAAGAAUUAUACAUCCAUAAUAGAAAAUCCAAUAAGCUGUUUUGUUUGUGAUGAUUGCUUACAUAGAAACGAAGCAGUUGAAUAUAUGUGCGGUGCAUGUGCAACUCGUAAUUCAUCCGGAACUAUAAAUAAAUAUUGACUUAAAACCUGUGAUGAAGUACCAGUUCUCAAGUCAGUCUCUUGCUGUUCAACAGAUCUAUGCAAUGGAGAGAUAAAAUUGAAUAUUCGCAUAGGCCUAAUGAUAUUUCUGAUGGUUUUUACACACUUCAGCACCAAAGCAUUAUAAAAUGAUUAAAGUGAAGCAUAAUAUCAAUAACUUCUUUUUAAUAAGAACACGAAGAUACUUGUUAACAGUCAAAUUUUCUUAAUCCAUUCACGCUUUGCUUUAACAUUGGAAUCACUGCACUAUGGCGUUUACAUUUACUCACAUACCUGUAUUAUAACAAUGUUUCAGUGGUUCUUUCAAAACUAUAUUUAUUAUAUAAACUGACAUGUAACCAAAGCAUGAUUUCAAUUCUAAAUGCAUAGGAACAUUUAUAUAGACG
Messenger RNA from Trichobilharzia regenti, 845 nucleotides. Lineage: Eukaryota; Metazoa; Platyhelminthes; Trematoda; Strigeidida; Schistosomatidae. The record is from the annotation of a GenBank genome assembly.